AAAAGAUGGUCGAUUAAGAAAUUGAUACGGUAAACUGGCGACCAAGGAAACAGUUAUUUUUAGUUAAAAUGUAAUAAAAGUAUCGCAUGGGAAAGUAUACACACGCUACACAACCUGUUGAUAACGAAAAAAUCGUCCCGAUACAGACAAACUGUACGGCGUGUAUAUGAUGUUAGAUGGGUUGUUAUAGAUAGAUUUUCAAGUAGAUACUGAGGGAUUUACCUUGUACACGUAACACAAGUUAUAGUAAUUCAUAGUGCAGGAUGUUCAUUUGUUUACAUAUUGCCGGAAGGAGUGUGUGACACGGAUUUAAUUAAUUCACUCUAUUAAACUGUAUACACACAUUUUCAAGUUCGUGUACAGCGAAUGUAUCACGUGUGCAUAAAUACUGUAUUUUAGAAGUAUCGCUUAAUUAACUUCGCAUCACAACAUUGUAUGACAUGGAAUAGAUUUAACUUAUUAUAGUGGUGUUUACUAUAAAGAUGAGUUUAAUAGAAACAGCAAUGGAUUAUUUAUCUGUACUGAAACAGCGGUGUCGUGGUGUGUCGUUUGUUAUGGUGCUCACUUUGACCGCAUUUCUUGGAUUUGUUGUAUUUUCACCGCUGUUUAUUACCGUAUUUGUUCUAAGAUUGUCAAGUGCACGCUGGAUAAUUGAUACCGUUAUAAGCACGUGGUUUGCGCUCGCUGUAGCCGCUUUUGAACUUUUGUAUGGUGUUAAAGUUGUAGUGAAUGGUGAUGUUUCUAAUAUAGACAAAUAUUGUAGUUCUCUUAUUAUCAUGAACCAUCGGACGAGACUUGAUUGGUUGUUUUAUUUCGCAGUACAAGCCAGAUAUAGCACAUUAAGGAGGUUUAAAAUAUCAUUAAAGGAUGAACUACGUCACGCACCAGGUGCAGGAUGGGCUAUGCAAGCAAAGCAGUUUCUAUUUUUGAAAAGGAAUUGGGAUCUUGAUAAAAUUCGUAUCGAAACAUCUUUGAAACAUUUCCAGUGCGUAAAUUAUUACCCACAAUUGUUAUUUUUUCCAGAAGGAACGGACUUUACCCCGUACACGCGUAAUAAAAGUAAACAAUAUGCAAAGAAAAACGAUCUUCCGGAGUAUGAGUACGUCCUUCACCCAAGGACAACAGGAUUUACAUCUGUAUUUGGUUACAUGAAAUUAUAUAACAAUUUAAAACAAGUAAUAGAUGUUACAAUAGCAUACCCCCAAAAUAUACUUCAAAAUGAAUCCGAUCUUCUAAAUGGAAAUAUCCCUAGAGAAAUUGUGUUCACAGUGAAGACAUAUAAAGCCAGUGAGCUUCCUGACACCAGUGACAACGAUCUGGUAAUUUGGCUUGAAGGAAGAUGGCGCGAAAAGGAGAAUUUUCUGAAAACUUUCUAUGAACAUAAACAACAAACAGACGAUAAUAAUUAUGAUUUUAAUCAAAAUCUUGAUAUUGAGAGAGAUUUAAUUCUGUAUUCUAUAGGUGCAAUACUUUUCUGGGCAUUUGUUACUAUAGUGACAGUUUGGUGUCUUUUGUUUUAUACAUACUUUAGAUGGACAUUUCUCAGUUUAAGUGUUAUUAAUUUGAUCAUCAGUACAUGUACAGGGUUUGAUUCACUGUUUACUAGUCUGUCCGUCAUGUAAACUUAUCAGUACAAUAUAUCAAGCCAAUUUUGUGAGAUAAAAAGUGCCAUUAUCUAUACAUAGACAUCACGUGACUCUGAGUCCAUCAUAUGUGCCGUGUAUAAAAUCCUUUUUUGGACAAUGUCUUACAUUAUACAUGUGUGUAACAAGGAAACAAUGUUAUUAUAUUUAUUCAGACACUAUGUUAUACAGACUCAUACGGAACGUCGGUGGUUCUACUCAGGUGCCCGUUUGUGCCUGAAAUAGCGCACGGAGGGACAUCGGCUCCAUCUGUAAACAUAUUACCUAUACUGUGAUGGUGGACGUAAAACCCAAGAAAAAUUAUUAUGCAGACCAAAUUAUUAUUUUAAAACCAGAUUUAUUGUAAAACAGAAUCUCAAAUUCAUAUCUAUCUUCCCUUCUCUUUUAGUUACUACUGAAAUAUUACUAUUUUGAAACCGGAAAAGAGGUUAUAAAAAUGUUAUGAUUUGUGUUCAUGUUUUAUCUUUUGUUAAUAAAGGUUUCGUUUCGUUCA
Messenger RNA from Ruditapes philippinarum (Manila clam), 2136 nucleotides. RefSeq names its product lysocardiolipin acyltransferase 1-like. The coding region runs from base 483 to 1622 and encodes 379 amino acids. The transcript has a single exon. Gene Ontology annotation, molecular function: acyltransferase activity. Gene Ontology annotation, cellular component: endomembrane system. The record is from RefSeq and is a predicted model, not a curated record. Lineage: Eukaryota; Metazoa; Mollusca; Bivalvia; Venerida; Veneridae.